GGAGGUGAAAGAGAGUGAAAAAAUAAAGGAGCAGACUGUUGAAAAGAUACCCAGGAGUCAGCCUUCAGCAUUGCAGAAAGAAAGAAAGAAAAUGAAGAGCUGGAAGAAGGUGAAGCGUCUGUCAGUUCCAUGAGCCAGAAUUCAAAUGAGGACACAACUAAGCCCCAGACGCCAAUCAGCAGUCGAUCUCGGAAACGGCAAACUUUUGCAGACUCCUCUCCUGUGGCAAAGUCUCCACGCCACUCCUCCACUUCACCAGCAGCUGUUGGUCGACAGCGAGUUCCAGGCCUGGCCUACAAGGUGUUGUUCACGGGGGUGGUAGAUGAAGGGGGAGAGAAAGUGUUGGCUCAUUUAGGAGGCAGCAUGGCUAAAGGCAUAGCAGACAUGAACUGUCUGGUGACCGACAAAGUGCGCAGGACUGUCAAAUUCCUGUGUGCUGUGGCUAAAGGUGUCCCGAUCGUCACCACAGACUGGCUGGAAAAGAGUGGUAAAGCUGGAAGCUUCCUGUCUCCUAAUGCUUUUGUUGUGAAGGAUCCCGAGCAGGAAAAGAAGUUCAGUUUCUGCCUGCAGGACUCCCUGAGGACUGCCAGCAGUCAGCCGCUCUUACAGGGAUAUGACAUCCAUGUCACAAAGUCGGUGAAGCCAGAGCCAGUUCACAUGAAAGACAUCAUUUCCUCAAGUGGAGCUAGUUUUCUAUCAAAGAUGCCCACCAGUAAUAAGCCUCAGACUGUUGUGAUUUCCUGUGAGGAGGACUGGCUGCUGUGUGGUCCAGCUGUUUCUGCAUCUAUCCCCGUGGUCACUGCUGAGUUCAUUCUCACGGGGAUCCUACAGCAGAAACUGGAUUUUCAGUUGCAUAAGCUCUCUCCACCUGCAGCUGCCCUGCAUUAUUCCCCUGCAGGGGGCAAAGGAAGGGGCAGGAGGAAGACUUAGUAUUGAAGACCUGAACAACAUGUCACUGUGUGUGUGUGCCGACAAAACUGGCAGUAGCGGUGCUGCCCAUUAUUUGUAGAUUCUCUUAUGAAUUUUACAUUGUUGGGAACAUUUGUGAGUCAGCUACUCCUCAAGACUGAAGAAUGUAUUUGUGUAUGUACACAUGGAAGAACAUGUCAUUUUACUGACAGCUGGUAAAUGUUUAAAAAUGGAUUUUACACUUUACAAAAGAGUGAUGUGACAAACAAAACAUGAGGAGUUUACCAGAAAGACAAGUUUAGAUGGAUGCUGAAAUCUUUCUUCAAUCAUGAUGUCAGAAAUCUACUUUCAGUGCAGUCUUAUCUUUUUUAUCUACGUAUGGAAAAAUACAAUUUUGCAAAAUUGUUGUAAUGUUGCUGCUAUCCUUCCCUAUCACUAUCCCCAUUUGCACAAUAACAACAAGAAGCAGAGCAUAACUUACCACUGCUCUUUUUUCCAUGUUCCAAGCGGCAGGUGCCUACCAUGAACUGAGCGUUAUAAAGAUCAUGUUUAGAUAGCAGACUAGCUGUGCUGAUGGGGUUUCUUCUCAAAUCCCCCAGCUCUGGUGGUCUAUCUAUGAUAAAAGCUUGUUUACUGUCUUGUUAAGUGCAUAUUAGCUUUUAUACGGAGAUAAACAUGAACUUACCCGUAUGUUUUUUGCUUCCUCGUCCAUCGUCUCCAUUAAGCACCUACUCCAUUAAGACUUCAUCCAGUCCUAUUACCUUCAGGGAAAGCCAAAUACAAUUAUAGGUAACUGACUGCUGCUUCUACAUCAGUAUCUUAUGGCGAUCCCAUCCAUUUAUGAACCGUCUCUGUGCUUCAUGUGUACAUACAUGUCUUGGUGCUUUGAAAGACUGGCAUACAGAAAUCACAGCUGGUUUUCUUUCAUGACCCACAGCAAACGUUUUUACAUGUUCUUCCUGGUGUAACUUUUAAUUUGCUAAUAGCAUUUACUAAUAAAAGCAAUACAUAUUU
Acanthochromis polyacanthus (spiny chromis) is the source of this 1923-nucleotide messenger RNA. RefSeq names its product mediator of DNA damage checkpoint protein 1. The coding region runs from base 130 to 930 and encodes 266 amino acids. Gene Ontology annotation, biological process: positive regulation of transcription initiation by RNA polymerase II. Gene Ontology annotation, cellular component: nucleus. Lineage: Eukaryota; Metazoa; Chordata; Actinopteri; Pomacentridae. The transcript has 6 exons. The record is from RefSeq and is a predicted model, not a curated record.